GUCGGUAGAAAGAAAAGAAGUAUGGUUCCCGGUUAGACAAGUCGGCAAUCGGUACGAUCAGAUUGCAUAAAAGCAAAUCAUAAUAAGUCACGUGGCACAGUUUUGUCAGAUCCAAGAGAAGAAAUCAGAAAAAGAACUUGAAACGAUGCCGUACUACACCAGAGACGAGGACGAAGUCGACGAUUUCGACGAGUUCGAUCCGACGCCGUACAGUGGAGGCUACGACAUCACCGUGAUCUACGGCCGUCCGAUCCCUCCUUGCGACGACACUUGCUACCCUCUCUCCUCCGCAGCGGAUGAAGAUUUCGAGUACGAGAGACCUGAAUUCACCUCGUACCACGAUCCUUCCGCCUACGCCGAAGAAGCUCUCAACACCGAGUACAGCAGCUACUCCCGCCCCAAGCCCCGUCCCGGAUUUCGACCCGGUUCAGCCGGUGGCGGUCAUGUCCAAGGUGAGAGACCCGAUCCCAGUUACGGAUCCGGAUACGGUGGAGCGACGGAGGCUGAGUACGGUAGGAGACCUGAAUCUGGAUAUGGUGGGAGAUCGGAGACGGAGACCGGAUACGGAUCCGGGUAUGAGAAGAAACCGAGCUUCGGUGAAGAGAGGAGCGAGUAUGAGCGUAAGCCUAGCUAUGGAAGGUCUGGGGAAGAGGAAGGAGGUUACAGGAAGCCUAGCUAUGGGAGAUCUGAGGAUCAGGUUGAGAGCUACAUAAAGCCCACCAGCUAUGAAAGGUCUGAGGAACAGGAGGAAGGGAGUUACAGGAAGCCUAGCUAUGGCCGCAAUGAUGACGAUGAUGAUGAAGAGCGCAGGAACCGUUCUGGUGAUGAUGAGGAAGGCAGCUAUGGCCGCAAGAAAUAUGGUGGCAAUGACUCUAAUGAUGAUGAUGAGGAGAAGAAGCAGCAUCGUUACAAGCAUCACCACCACCAGAGGCGCCGUGAUGAAGAUGAUGACUAAAACCUUCUCUCAGUACUGGAGAGUGUUAUGAUCAAGUACUUUUGCUUAGCUUCAUCUUACUAAAUAAUAAAAAAGCUAAGGCAUUUAUCUUUGGAUGUUGUUGUUGCGUUUGUUUGAUUCUCUUUGGAUACAGCAGAGUCUGUGUCUGACUUUGUUUCUGGUUCAUAAUAAGACCUUGAACUGAUAUCGGGUCAUCAUCAUGUAAAAAGUAAACUGUUGUUUUUGUUUUCUCGAUAUUAAAUAUCAAAAGUCAUUGCCGAGAAGUAAAAAUAUUUUGUGGUUAAA
Messenger RNA from Brassica napus (rape), 1240 nucleotides. RefSeq lists its product as uncharacterized. Bases 146 to 955 code for a protein of 269 amino acids. The transcript has 2 exons. NCBI's taxonomy places the organism in Eukaryota, Viridiplantae, Streptophyta, Magnoliopsida, Brassicales, Brassicaceae. The record is from RefSeq and is a predicted model, not a curated record. Gene Ontology annotation, molecular function: phosphatidic acid binding.